Emys orbicularis (European pond turtle) is the source of this 1640-nucleotide messenger RNA. RefSeq names its product PDZ and LIM domain 1 (gene PDLIM1). The record is from RefSeq and is a predicted model, not a curated record. The transcript is spliced from 8 exons. Bases 14 to 1303 code for a protein of 429 amino acids. Gene Ontology annotation, cellular component: stress fiber; Z disc; adherens junction. Gene Ontology annotation, biological process: actin cytoskeleton organization; muscle structure development; heart development. Gene Ontology annotation, molecular function: muscle alpha-actinin binding; actin binding. Lineage: Eukaryota; Metazoa; Chordata; Testudines; Emydidae.
CGCCGCCGCCGGAAUGAGCAGCCACCGCGUCGCCCUGCAGGGCCCGGGCCCCUGGGGCUUCCGCCUGGUGGGAGGCAAGGACUUCGAGCAGCCGCUCACCAUCUCUCGGGUGACUCCUGGCAGCAAAGCUGCAAUAGCCAAUUUAUGUAUAGGAGAUGUCAUCAUGGCAAUUGAUGGGGAGAACACGGAUACCAUGACACAUUUAGAAGCGCAGAACAAAAUCAAGAGCUGCAUAGAUGAGAUCACUCUGACAGUUGGCAGAACGGAAUCCAAAGUCUGGUCCCCUCUGGUGACAGAGGAGGGAAAGCCCAAUCCAUACAAGAUGAAUCUGGCAUCUCAACCCCAGGAAAUAAGGCACAUAGGAAGCGCACACAACCGGAGUGCUAUGCCAUUCACUGCUGCCACCGCUUCCAGCACUGCCCCCAAAGUGAUCACUGCCCAGUACAACAGCCCCGCAGGCCUGUACUCCUCAGAAAACAUCCAGACCUUCAACAGUGCUGUGGAGUCUAAGUCAUCUGGUGAUGCCCAGGACCCCAGCAAGCCCCGUUUAUUGCCUCCUGGGUUCCAGGCACCUUUUGCAACUGUCUAUAAUCCUCUCCAGCCGCACACCUCCUUGCCUCCAUUGCAAAGGAGGCACAGCACCUCCUCCAUCCCAAGCCAAGUGCGAGUGGGGCCCGAACAGCUAAAGCAAGCCGCUCAGAUCUGCCCCAACAGCCCUGUGGAAGUGGAGGUGCCGGGACUCAAAGUGGUGCACGUGCAAUUUAAUUCCCCCUUGCAGCUCUAUUCCCAGAGAAACAUCCUGGAUACUUUACAAGGGCAGAUCUCUUCCGUUAGCCCUGCUUUUCCCAGUUUGGAGCAACAUAACCAGCCCUCCAAUAACCUUGUCAUAGACAAGGAGUCUGAGGUUUACAAGAUGCUCCAGGAGACUGAAGACCCAAAGGAACCACCCAGGCAAUCUGCUUCAUUCCUGGUGCUACAAGAAAUUUUAGAAUCUGAAGGGGAUCCCAAUAAACCUUCUGGAUUUAGAAGUGUGAAACCACCAAUGACAAAAGUUGCCUCAUCGAUCGGAAAUGCCCAGAAGCUGCCCAUUUGUGAUAAGUGUGGAUCCGGCAUUGUGGGGGCAUUUGUGAAACUGCGUGACAAGCAGCGCCAUCCAGAGUGCUACGUGUGCAGUGACUGCGGGACAAACCUCAAGCAGAAAGGACACUUCUUUGUGGAAGAUUGCAUCUAUUGCGAGACGCAUGCCCGGGAGCGAGUGACCCCACCCGAAGGCUAUGAGGUGGUCACCGUCUUUCCAAAGUGAAUGACAUCAUCAGCUCUGUAUUAUUUUUCCUACACUACUGUUUUCCAAAAAGCAGCCCCCCCUUGAACCCGCCUUGCAAUAAGCAAUGCUCGGCAUGGCUUUUCUUUUGCUGCCACAGUAACCCUCCAUCUGUUAGCCUUAGGUGCCACUAAUUGUUCAACACUUGCAUUUUUAAAAAUCUGCUCUGAUAAAUCAGUUUGGAUCCCUUUUUUGUACUGUCCAAUCUUUCUCCCUUCACUGUCGAUUGCAGAUGAAAAUCAGAAGCCGAAGCACAGAAGCUGUGUGUCUCAGUUGUUUUUCCUUCUGCUCGUGUUCAAUAAACGUGAUGAAUCUACAA